Funneliformis geosporum is the source of this 207-nucleotide messenger RNA. NCBI's taxonomy places the organism in Eukaryota, Fungi, Glomeromycota, Glomeromycetes, Glomerales, Glomeraceae. The record is from the annotation of a GenBank genome assembly.
AUGUUUUAUGAGCAUAUUCAAUUUCAUGAUACAAGGCAUGGAAAUAUGUCACAAAUUGCACAAAUUGAGUCAAUUAGAGAAGAUAAUGAAUCAGAAUACGCAGGAUAUGAUAUACAUAAACAAUGCUGUAAAGAUAUAGGUAAACACAUUAUAUCGAUUAUAGUCAAAAUGAAGAAAAUUCUGAUGAAAAAAAUGAUGGCUUGUUAA